AUGUCUAUGAUCAUUGUUUCAAAAUUCAAUUUUAUUCAACAAAAAUUCACUAAUUUAUCUGAUGUAUCUAUUAAGUUGGGCAAGGCACUUGCAAUUUCUGGAUUCAUCCUGUAUAUUUUCUAUAUCUUGUCCGACCAUCCAUGUUGCUACUCAUCCACCCUUUUUACUGCUUUAAGGCCGAAAGAUCCCAAAUAUUCCGAUCCUCCUUUCAUUACCACCAAUCUUAGCCAUGUCGUUUUUGGUAUAGCGGGCUCAGCCAAGACAUGGAGGAACAGAAGAUGGUAUGUUGAAACAUGGUGGCGCCCAAAUAUAACUCGAGGCUACAUUUUCAUGGAUAUAUUUCCUAGAAAGUUUCUUCCAUGGCCACCUUCUUCGCCUCCCUUUCGUAUUUACCAGGAUACUUCUAGAUACAAGAAAUAUGAUAUGCAUCCAAUCCCACAGGCUAUUAGAAUGACACACAUUAUCUUAGAGACAUUUAAUGCAGAAAACGAAGGCGUAAGAUGGUACGUUUUGGCAGAUGAUGACACAGUUUUUUUCAUCAACAAUUUGGCAGAUGUUCUUGCAAGAUACGAUCACAACAAGUACUUUUACAUUGGAAUGAAUUCAGAAAGCCAUGCGUCAAAUGUUUAUCACUCAUUUAAUAUGGCUUUUGGUGGGGCUGGAUAUGCUUUGAGUUUUCCUCUUGCUAAGGCAUUGGUGAAUAAUUUGGAUGUCUGUAUAAAGAGAUAUCCAACUCUAUAUGGAAGUGACCACAUUUUGCAGUCAUGUGUGGCUGAUUUGGGUGUCUCUCUCACUCCUGAAAAAGGGUUCCAUCAGGUUGAUGUACACAGUGACAUAUCAGGUCUACUAUCAGCACAUCCACAGUCUCCUCUUGUAUCCCUCCACCAUCUCGAUUAUGUCAAUCCAAUAUUUCCUUACAAGAACCAGUAUGAAUCGCUGAAUCAUCUAAUGGAAGCGGCGAAAACAGAUGAGUCUAGGCUACUACAGCAAAGCAUAUGCUAUCACAAAACCAAAAAUUGGAGCUUCUCCAUAUCAUGGGGCUAUUCAGUGCAAAUUUAUGAAUCCAUCUUCCUUCCAAGCAUGCUCCAGAGACCCCUCCAGACAUUUACCCCUUGGAGCAAAUACGUCUGGCCUUUAUUCCUUUUUAACACUAGAAUUCCCUCCAAAAAUCGUUGUAAAGCUCGACAUUUCUUUUUCUUUGAUUCUGUGGAAAAUAAAAGCCGGGAUUAUUUCAUUACAAGCUAUAGUAGGAGAAGGCCACCUUGCUCCUCGAUGGGAAAUAAUUCUGCUAAUAACGUCUCCAAAAUAUAUGUUCUUUCCCCUACAUGGAAACAUGAUCCAAUUGGAAAUAGAAGAGAAUGUUGCGACGUUAUGCAUAUAACAGGCACAAAUACUACCAAGAUAAAGCUCCGUAAUUGCUUAGAAGAUGAAAUAGUGCCCUGA
This is a messenger RNA of Fraxinus pennsylvanica, 1443 nucleotides long. NCBI's taxonomy places the organism in Eukaryota, Viridiplantae, Streptophyta, Magnoliopsida, Lamiales, Oleaceae. The record is from the annotation of a GenBank genome assembly.